CCCUAUCGAGAGAGACACACACAGAGGGAGAGAGAGAGAUAUAGAUAUAGAUAGAGAGAGAGAGAGAGAGGGAGCAUGGGGGCUUGGGCGAUCACCAUCCACGGAGGCGCCGGCGUGGAUCCAAACCUACCAAUGGAGAGGCAAGAGCAAGCCAAGGCGGUGCUGGCUCGGUGUCUCGAGAUCGGCAUCAGCGCUCUCCGAUCCGGCGCGGCGGCGUUGGACGUAGCUGAGAUGGUGGUCAGAGAACUCGAAACCGAUCCGAUCUUCAACUCCGGCCGUGGAUCCGCGCUCACAGCGCUCGGCACCGUCGAGAUGGAGGCCAGCAUCAUGGAUGGCCGUGGCCGCCGCUGCGGCGCUGUCUCAGGUCUCUCCACCGUCAAGAACCCCGUCUCUCUCGCUCGCCUUGUGAUGGAUAAGUCCCCCCACUCCUACCUCGCCUUCUCCGGCGCCGAAGACUUCGCUCGAUCACAGGGUGUGGAAACAAUAGACAACAGCUACUUCAUCACUGACGAAAAUGUCGGCAUGCUUAAGCUGGCAAAAGAAGCUAACAGUAUCAUGUUUGACUACAGAGUCCCAAUUGACAACAACACCAACAACACAUGCGGUGCAAUCGCAGGAUCCAUAGUAAACAACACAAUAGACAACACAACCACCAUCCAAAUGAACGGACUUCCCAUCAGCAUCUACGCACCAGAGACCGUCGGCUGCGCCGUGGUGGACACCGAAGGCAACACCGCCGCCGCCACCUCCACCGGCGGUCUCAUGAACAAAAUGUCCGGCCGCAUUGGCGAUUCCCCUCUCAUCGGUGCCGGCACCUACGCCUGCAACCUAUGUGCGGUCUCCUGCACCGGUGAAGGUGAAGCCAUUAUCCGUGCCACGCUGGCACGUGACGUGGCUGCCCUUAUGGAGUACAAGGGACUUGGGUUGCAGGAAGCUGUGGAUUAUGUUAUCAAUGAGAGGUUGGAUGAAGGUAAGGCUGGCCUCAUUGCUGUUUCUAAUGCAGGUGAAGUUGCUUAUGGGUUUAAUACUGUUGGGAUGUUUAGGGGUUCUGCUACUCAGAAUGGUUUCAUGGAGGUGGCUAUUUGGGAGUGAGCUACUUGUUCUAGUACCACCUCUCUCUCUCUCUCUCUCUCUCUCUAUAUAUAUAUAUAUAUAUAUAUAUAUAUAUAUCUGUAUCAGUAUUUGUGUGUGUGUGAUGUAUUUGGGGGUGCCUGGUGUUGAGGUUAUUUACUCUCUCUCUUCUUGGGGUGAUGAUGAAUUAGGGCAUUGGAAAUCCAAUAUUUUCUGUAUGAAAUUGUGUUUUAAAAAUUAAUCACCUCUCAAAGUUUGAA
This is a messenger RNA of Dioscorea cayenensis subsp. rotundata (Guinea yam), 1331 nucleotides long. RefSeq names its product probable isoaspartyl peptidase/L-asparaginase 2. Gene Ontology annotation, molecular function: hydrolase activity. The transcript has 3 exons. The record is from RefSeq and is a predicted model, not a curated record. NCBI's taxonomy places the organism in Eukaryota, Viridiplantae, Streptophyta, Magnoliopsida, Dioscoreales, Dioscoreaceae. The coding region runs from base 76 to 1092 and encodes 338 amino acids.